AUGGAGUCAGCCAAGGAGCAGCUUGAAAAUUAUUUUGAAGGUGACAACACAAAUAUCAUCGGGGUCUAUGGGAUGGCUGGAGUAGGCAAGACCCUUUUACUGGAAAACUUCAAUAACGAGCAUCUUCAACAAAGAGAACACCAUGUGAUCUGGGUCACAGUAGGCGACCACCCCGACCAUCCCACUAUAGAGGAAAUUCAAGUGAUUGUUAUGGAAAGACUGGGAAUACAUUGGCAGGAAAUCGAGGACAGAGAGCAAUGGAGAAGGGCCAUACAUUAUUGCCUCAAAGACAAGCCAUUUGUAUUGUUUUUGGAUGAUAUAUGGAGGCACUUGAAUCUUCAUGAUGUAGGAAUACCCAUUCCUGAACCUCCGUCUAAAUCAAAGAUCAUUCUCUCCACACAAGUAGAAGCUGUGUGCGCAAGUAUGGGUGCUGAAAAGGUCUUCGUUGAGUGCUUGAAUGACGAUGAAUCUUUCCUUCUUUUCUCUAUGAUGCCAGGGUGUGAGGUAGGUCCUAGGAGACCUUACCACCUUAAAUUGCUCUUGAAAAAAUGUGGUGGUCUACCGAUCGCAAUUAAGAAUAUCGCACAAUCAGUGGCAAACAAAUGCACCCGGUCAGUGUUGAGUUAUGUAAUAACGAACCUUGAGAUACCAUAUGGGCUUCUUCAGCUUACAAACGUUGAAUUUAUAUCUCGCAUGAAGCGUAGUUAUGAUAAUCUACGCACCGAGCAGUUGAAGACAUGCUUUCUGUUCUGCUCUUUGCUUCCAGAAAGUGUAGCUUAUGCAAGAGAGUCCUUGAUAAACCUCCUCCUAGGUGAAGAAAUUAUAGUAGAGAAGCGUUAUGAUCAUGGGCAUGAGGCCUACAACAGUGGGUAUAACCUGAUCGAAGAUUUGAAGAUAACGUUCUUACUGAAGACUAACUCAGAUAGUGAUAUGAUAUGCAUGCACCCGAUGGCUCGUGUUUUGGCCAUGUGGAUAUCUAAAUCAGAACACAAAUGGUUAAUAAGUGCAAACCGCAAACUGCGUAGGUUUUAUUGGCAGGAAGAUGCCGAAAGAAUCUCCUUUGCCUAUAAUGGCAUACGUCGACUCUAUAACAUUCCAAAUUGCCCUGAAUUGCUUACACUACUGCUUCGACGAAAUGGUCUGAAUAAAAUCUGCGACGGCUUCUUCGGGUUCAUGCCAAAGCUGAGAGUCUUGGAUUUAUCCAAUAAUCCCAUUAAGGAACUGCCAGAAGGGAUAGGAAAUUUAGUAAAUUUGAGAUAUCUUGAGCUUCGCAGUACAGCAAUCAGGUCACUGCCUAUGAAGAUGAAAGAUUUAGCCAAGCUGAGGUUCUUGAUACUAAAGUUUACAUGGUUUCUGAGAGUCGUGCCGAAACAUCUCAUUGCAAAUCUCACUAACUUGAGAGUGCUGGAAAUGGAUUACAGUUUCGGGGAUUGGAAAGUAGGCCCUACUACUCAAGAUGGGGCCAAUAUAGAUGAAAUCGAUCAAUUGCCGCAUUUGAAGACACUCGGAAUCACUAUAGAAAGAGAAGAUGCUCUAGAAAAGCUCAAAAUGUCUCCUAAGUUGGCAAUAUCCACACGAAACUUAACCUUGAGAACUUUCCCAGGUUUGACAACCAUAUCGUUGGCAAGUCUUCUGAAAGAAGUCCAACAUCUGAGGGUUCUGUACAUCAAAAGUUGCAAUGAUUUGGAAAGUGUAGUCAUCAAAAGCCGAAGAUCAGAUUCUAAAUGGACACGUCUUGCAGAGAUACAAGAACUAUACCUUUCAUCAUUGCCCAAAGCUGUCAUUUCGUGGAAAAAUGCAAGUAUCACUUCCAUACGCAAGUUAGUGCUUGAGGGAUGUAGUAAAAUGGAACAACUAAUCCAUGUUGAGGACGACGACGAUGACGACAAAGAAAUUGAUAUCUUCCCGAAUCUGGAAAGGCUAGAGCUGAAAGAAAUGGAAGGGCUAAAGAGUCUCAACUGCGGAAAGAGAUUGAUGACUCUUCCUCGCUUGACAAUUUUAAAAGUUAUGAAAUGCUCAAACCUGACUGACAUCACAAUUCUUACAAGACAAAGAGUGACAGUGACGUGUUUUGCAUCAUGGUGGGAGCUGUUGGAAUGGGAAGAUGAACUGAUCAAGUCCAAUUUCAUUCCUUUACUGAAGCCUAGUCGUUCCUUCCAGGACUCGGAUAGUGAUGCAGAAUGGAACUGGAAUCCUAUAGUGGCCUACUCAGAGCCGGCUUAUUAA
Asparagus officinalis (garden asparagus) is the source of this 2226-nucleotide messenger RNA. RefSeq names its product disease resistance protein RPS2-like. The transcript has a single exon. The record is from RefSeq and is a predicted model, not a curated record. Lineage: Eukaryota; Viridiplantae; Streptophyta; Magnoliopsida; Asparagales; Asparagaceae. Gene Ontology annotation, molecular function: ADP binding; protein binding. The coding region runs from base 1 to 2226 and encodes 741 amino acids.